This is a messenger RNA of Aspergillus bombycis, 2040 nucleotides long. Its product is annotated as NADPH cytochrome P450 oxidoreductase family protein. The record is from RefSeq and is a predicted model, not a curated record. Lineage: Eukaryota; Fungi; Ascomycota; Eurotiomycetes; Eurotiales; Aspergillaceae. The transcript has 2 exons. The coding region runs from base 1 to 2040 and encodes 679 amino acids. Gene Ontology annotation, molecular function: FMN binding; flavin adenine dinucleotide binding; NADPH-hemoprotein reductase activity. Gene Ontology annotation, cellular component: cytosol.
AUGACGCCCCCGUGGCCUCUGCCCCUCAACAUCCCCCCCGAGGCUCUCCAAGAGCUCUCGAAAACACUCACUCCUACCGGUAUUGCCGACUACUCAGCCCUAGCCAUCUUCUCCGUGGCAGCUACCACAUAUCUCUCUCGGGGCUACCUCUGGGACCAGCCGGAUCCAUACCAACAUCUCGUGUACGAACGACCACAGCUCAAGGAUGGAGGGGCCGCCGGCUCCGCCACAAAAGAAACCCGAAACAUCGCCAAGAAAUUGGAAGAGUCCAACAAAGACAUGGUCGUCUUCUGGGGCUCCCAGUCUGGCACCGCUGAGGGGUUCGCCAACCGCUUGGCGAGAGAGAUCUCCUUGCGGUUUGGCCUCAGUGCCAUGACAGCAGACCUGUCCGAUUAUGACCCCGAGACGAUCGCUGAGGUUCCACAUUCAAAGCUGGUCGGGUUCCUUCUCUCCACCUAUGGCGAGGGAGAUCCCAGUGAUAACACGGCGGAGUUAUGGGAUUGGGUCAACAAGACUAAGGACCAAGGGCAGCUGUUGUCGUCUGUAAGGUACUUUGCCUUCGGUCUGGGAAACAGAAACUAUAAAUACUAUAACCGUGUCGUCGACGUCGUGGCGGAGGCGCUGGAUAAACUAGGUGCGACAGCAGUGAUGCCGGUCGGAAAGGCCGAUGAUGCUGAAGGUGCUACUCAGGAGGACUUUAUGACCUGGAAGGAGAGCCUGUUUGCCGUACUGAAGGGUCUGGGUUUCCAGGAGCAUGAGGUUCAAUACAUGCCCACCUUAUCUGUACAAGAGGACGAAUCCCUGGAGCCAAUUGACCUGCACCAUGGAGAGCCGGACGCAGGCUCCCUUAAGGCUCAGUGCUCGUCCAUCCGGCCUUUGGCCAUCUCUGCAUCUCGGGAGCUGUUUAACUCCUCCGACCGACACUGUCUUCACAUAGAUCUGGAUCUCACCAGCCAACCGGAGUUCACAUAUAAAACUGGUGAUCAUCUUGCCAUCUGGCCCGGAAACCCUGACUCCGAGGUGGAGCGUCUCCUCCAGGCCCUGGGUCUCUCAUCGCGUCGUGACGUGCCUAUCAGUAUCAAGUCGCUUGACACCGCCACGAAAGUGAAGAUUCCAUCCCCAACCACCGUCGCAACCCUCCUCCGCUACUAUCUCGAGAUCUGCGGUCCCGUAAAUCGGGACAAUAUCCUGGGACUGGCACAGUUCGCCCCGACCCCGGAAGCAAAAGCAUAUCUCCAACAACUCGGUCAGGAUAAGGCCAGCUAUGCUGCAUUUAUUAACAAGAACCAUGUUAACCUCGGCCGACUGCUGCAUCAAGCCAGCACUGACACAUGGAACAUCCCCUUGUCAUACCUUGUCGAAACACUCCCUCUCAUGCAACCACGAUACUACUCUAUCUCAUCAAGCAGUGUAAUUUCCCCGCGCAAGGCCUCCAUCACAGUCGUCGUCUCGACUACCCCCGUUCCCGAGAAUGGAGACGAGCUGAUCCACGGCAUUACGUCCAACUACCUCCUCGCUGUCUCGGAGAACCUCCGCUCGGCUCCUCACCCAGAAGGACUCACAUACCACCUCAACGGACCAAGCGAUUCCCUACAAGGCGGAAAGCUGCUCUCGCACCUCCGCACAGGUCUGGCGCCGUUCCGGGCAUUCAUCGCCGAGCGUCGACAGCUCCAGCAGAUCGGAAAGGAAGUUGGCGAGAUGCUGCUUAUCUUCGGAUGCCGGAGGCCGGAUGAGGACUUCAUCUACCGGGAUGAGCUGGAAGAGAUGAGGAGGGCGCUAGGAGAGAAGUUGCGCAUCGUCACCGCCUACUCGCGUGAGGGCAAAAAACAAUACGUCCAAGAUAAGAUCCCCGAGGUGGGAGAUGAUGUUUACAGAUUGAUCGAUGAGGGAGCCAACUUUUACAUCUGUGGAAAGGCCGAGAUGGCAAGGGAGGUCGAGAAGGCGGUUGCGGGAGUGAUGAGCGUGAAGGGUCAGGAUGAGGCGAAUGAAUGGAGGACGAGAAUGAAGAGGCGGAACAAGUGGCAGGAGGAUGUGUGGUGA